Messenger RNA from Ochlerotatus camptorhynchus, 2505 nucleotides. RefSeq names its product SUN domain-containing protein 2-like. The record is from RefSeq and is a predicted model, not a curated record. Lineage: Eukaryota; Metazoa; Arthropoda; Insecta; Diptera; Culicidae. The transcript is spliced from 4 exons. The coding region runs from base 363 to 671 and encodes 102 amino acids.
UGGACGUGUUUCCCUGUUAGCUCCUCAGAAGAUACCGAUAUUUCCCAGUGGAAGAAAGUUGUUUGUGUUGGCACGUAUCAUUCGUGAGUUGGAAAAGUUCUUUGUUUUCAUUCUUGACGUCGGGUGGAAAUCGUGAGCCGCGUGCCGUGUCGCUGAUCAUUCCGUCACCGGGUGACGGGUGUUGGGUUUUUUCCCCAAUCAGUAGUGAAGAACAAGGAUUAUUUGUGCGGAAAGGAAAAGCUUCCCAGUGACGGCGGGUGGGAGAAACUUCCACACCGGUCGGGUUUUCAAGUGACAUUGACUGAUUUUAUAAACUGAGUGAGAAGACUGAUUUUCUUUCGUGGAAAAAAAAAGUGAGCAAAAUGGCAGUCGCGUUCUACAUUCCCUCGGUGGACGAGGAUGAACCGGUGAAGCCUAAUCAGGCCUAUCACCAUCAGCAACAGCAACAGCAACAGCAGCAGCAGCAACAGUCGGCAGCGAGUCCGAACGUGUCGCAACAGGUCUGCUCAGCGGUGGACGAGUACCAAAGGCAACAGCACCUGAUGCUGCUGUUUCACGAGAUUUUGGUCGCCUACGCGAGGGAAGCCAUGCUCGCGCAACAGACGAAAGACUCCCCCGAGCCCUGUCUAUUAUGUAAAAAACUGUACUACCUAUUCCGGCGAAUCUACUGACACCAUCAUGACCAGACUGCCGCCUCCGAUAAAAGCAGCAGCAGCAACAUCGAUAACAUUAGCCAAAAACGUGCCAGGACUACGGAUACAACUACUACUACUAUAACUACUACUACUACUUCUACUACUACUACCACUAGGAAUAAGCGAGAGCCCUUGGGCCAAGGGCGAAAGUGGCGGUGGCUACGGCGCACGAGAGAAACUAGGUCAAGGACUAGUGAUGGUGCUUUCACUACUACUACUGCUACAACUGCCGACGCCACUGUCUCCGCCAGCGACGGCACUGCUAGCUGUAAGCGUCGCCGUCGCAAAUGGAGCGAGUUGUGAAUUUUUGGUGCUAUAUACAAAACGCGGCAAGAGAACAGAUUGUGCAAAAAUGAUUCAUCCCCUCUCACUCGCUUGCGUGCUCUCUCCGCUCGAGGAAGUCGACGGCGGAGUGAGUCGUGUUGAAUCGUGUCUCUCUUGUGGCGAAUAUCGUGUUUGGUUUUGGUCGGGCGGGGUCCGAGUUCUUUGCUGAAUUCGGAUCCGGGUUCGAACUGGACGAAGGCUGUUAAGGAUGGUUUCGUAUUUAAGCAGCACACGAAUACACAAAAAUUAGUCGUGUUGGUUGUUAACAAUUGUUUUUUGGUGAAAAUUUUUUGGAGCAUCUAAGCAAAACUACGAGCAAUUCUACAAGAAGAAGAAGAAGAAGAAGAAAACAUCUGUACAUAAAAAAGCAGUUAUUCUCCGCCCCCCUCUUGUAUCGAUAUACACGUGUAAGUUCAUCGGAAUAGCUGUGAAAAACCAAAGCAUCUGAUCAAAAGACAAACAAAUGACAAAAGUACGGUUUUUUCCCCAUUUUUAAAAACCCUAGCUCGUAAGUUGGUAGGAUAUUUUUCCCUAUCUAUUUCGAAUCUUGUCGCGACAAGAGCAGAACGCUAUUUAUAUACUUAUUCCAAUACAUAAAACCGAUUAUUAAGUUAACUGGUAGACGAAGCUGUUAGAUUUCUAAGCAAAACGAAACAAAAGCAUAUUGUGACCCUAGCUCUGUAAGGCCGAAUCGAAACGAAACACUGAACAAAGAAAAGCGCAUUGUGAUAUCAGGACUUCUUUUUUCUUAAUUUUUAAAUGUGAAAUAUUUCUAUACACAGGAAGCAUGCAUACAAAGAGAGAACGACGGUGAAUCGAAUCGAUUUAAAAUCAGACACAAAAGACAACUGUAGAAAUGAACUGGAACGCUGGUUAUAGAGAUACUGUAAAUAUUUAUUUUAAAAAUUGACAAAAAAGAGUUACAAACAUACAAAACAAAUGGAAAAUGACAACCCGAAUAUUGAUCGUGUCUAGGCAUAGGGUUAGUUUUCUGAAGUAUUUUCUGCUUUUUUACUUAUAUAUUGAAAUGAAUUUAGUAGACACUACCGGUAGCGUAUUAGUACAAUAAGAUUUGUAGGUUUAAGGCAUAUUAAACGAAGAAAAAUACAAAAAAGUCAACAAUCAAUUUCAAUUCCUAUAAAUAUAGAUUCUAACCUAUCGAAUUAAGGAUUUGUGCUAUGUAGAUGGUAAUUCAAUCAAAAGCGGAUAAGGACGAUCGUUUGUAUAUGAUUCGAAAAUUUGAUAGGCAAGCUUCGCGCACUCGAAACUGAAGAAGUUUUGUCAUUUUGUUAGACCAAAAAAAAACACUUAAUUGUGGAAAAUUUUCCGACAAAUGUCUGAACGCAACUGUACUGUAUUAGUUUAAUUUCAUUAUCCUUAGUUUACCAUUGAAUGUAGUUUUUAGUUGUUGCUCUUGGAUGAAAGGGAUGAAAUGAAAUGAUGGUUUUUUGAAUAAAUCAAAACGAGAAUGGUUUCGAUAAAAUAA